AUGCCUUCCACUAAGAAAAGUCUAUAUUUCCUGUCCAGUGCGCUGGUUACUGCUAUAUCUGUUGGCGUGCUGGGGUAUGGCAUGUCAACAGAGUGGGCUACAACAACAAUGAAGUGCGCAAGAAAAGAACUUGGUAUCUUUAAUGGAACUGCUGUAAUCACUUUAAAGCUUUUUGAUGGCGUUCUGAAGAGAUUCUCUUGCCCUACAUUUGAUAACACAGAUGCUUUUCAAGUGAUUCCUAUGUUGAAAAAAAUAGGCGGUUCCUCAGUAGUCCUGCACGGGCUGGUUGUGUGCCUGUUGGCCCUGUGUCUGUUGUUUUCUGCCGUCAGCAUCCUCAUCUGCCUGUACAACAGUGUGAGUAACCCUUAUCAAACCUACAUGGGGCCUAUUGGCAUCUACACCUGCAGCUCACUCAGUGCAUGCUUGUCAGUUGUGGUCCUUAUCAUAUUUGUGGUGAAUGUCAAUGUGACCAUCGUGGCAGAGGAUCUGAUAAAGAACUUCUCAGGGAAUAUUGCGAUGGACCUAAAGGACCAAGCUUCAGAGAUGCUUGUAGGAUACUACCUGGUCAUCCCUUACAUGGUGCUGUCUCUCUGCGCCAUUGCCUUAAUCUACGUGUAUGACCACGCGGCCUACACGCACAGGAGAGAACAGGAGAGACCUACUGAGGAUGCACCCAAGGAGAUAAUGAUGUAUUAGUGGCAAUGGAGUCAGCUUUCAGUGGCACAGAUAAGUUGCUCAUCAGGUCUUUCUGGAGUAACAUAUUGUAAUAGAACAUUACAGACAGAGACUAAAAAAUUGAUGUAGGAG
Molecule: messenger RNA, 807 nt
Organism: Monopterus albus (swamp eel)
Lineage: Eukaryota; Metazoa; Chordata; Actinopteri; Synbranchiformes; Synbranchidae
Gene: clrn3
Product: clarin 3
Exons: 3
Coding region: 1-696 (231 amino acids)
Source: RefSeq, a predicted model, not a curated record